CUAUCGGACAAUCGGCGCCAGGCUGAAGAAAUUUUGACACGAACCAACCUUUCAUUCUCCCGAAAUUACCAGCUUUCAACCACCUGCAAGCGUCAGCCCCUUCCCAUCCCAAACCGCUUCUUCCAAGGAAGUCAAUCGCCUCUCCCAAUGAUGAGGAGGUAGUUGCCAGAAACGGAUCCUUAGCACAAGGGUGCCCGCAAAUCCCGCCAGCCUUCCCCGUCCCCGUUCCCCCCCAACCCACCCCGGCGAUGUUCCCGACCACCGCCCGCCGGAGCGCGGCCACCGCCUUCGCGCCCCGCCUCCGCUUCGACGUCUCCGAAUCCAUCCCCCGCUCCUACUACCUAGGCCACCACCACGCCGCCCUCCGCGAAAUCUCCUCCCGCCUCUCCGACGUAGGCCUCGUCCUCGAGUGCCGCGACUACCGCGUCCCCCUAACCAGCUGGAACCCCGUCCUCGACCGCGCCAUCGCAGGCCGCGAACGCAUCGUCGUCUACACCCACCGCGACCUCGGCGCCGACAGCCCCGCCUCGGUAGAACACGCCCUCCGCCGCUUCCACAAUGGCACCGGCCGUUCCCCCAUCGGCGGCGGCAACACCGCCACCUCCACAACCAGACAGCGCGUCGUCUUCUGGCGCAAAGACGACCCCGCCACCACGAAACAACUCCUCUCCGAAAUCCGCAGCGUCGCCCGCUCCGUCGACAGCCUGACAGGCAUGCGCGCCCUCGUCGUCGGCAUGCCCAACGUGGGCAAAAGCACCCUCCUCAACAAGCUCCGCGUCCACGGCAUGCACAAGAAACAAUCCGUCGCAAAAGUCGGCGCCCAACCAGGCGUGACGCGCAAGCUCUCCUCUCCCGUGCGCAUCCUCGAUUCCGAGAGCAACAGCACCAACGGCGACAGCAACAGCAGCAUGGGCCUAGGCGAAGGCGUCUUCGUCCUCGACACCCCGGGCGUCUUCAUGCCCUUCGUCUCCGAAGCCGAAAACAUGGUCAAACUCGCCCUCGCGGGCUCCGUAAAAGACGAUCGCAUCCCUAUGGAGAUCCUCGCCGACUACCUCCUCUACCGCCUCAACCUCACCGACCCGAGCGCCUAUGCACGAUAUUCCGAGCCCACGAACGAGGUCAACGAGUUCCUGAUCGGCGUCGCCCGCAGGACGGGCAAGCUCAAGAGCGGCGGGGAGACCAACGCCGACAGCGCCGCCGACUGGAUCGUUAAGCAGUGGCGGGUCGGGAACCUGGGCAAGUUUGUGCUCGACGACAUCACCGACGAGGCGUUCAAGGACAAAGAGCUGGCCAGGGAGGGGCAGGGCCCGCUCAGCAUGAACCAGGCGCGCAGGAAAGAAAAAGAGGCGCGAAAAGAGCGAGCCUUGAACAAGACGAAAGCGAUUUAAGGGUAGAGUGCCCAGGCCCCUCUAACUGAAAUCGAUUCAAUGAAUCGUCAAGAUCUCGAGGCAGCGUCAGGCUAGCAGUCGGCCGCCAUUGACAAUAUCCUAUUCAGCCCAACCGCGCCAAGCAUAUUACCCUCUUGAGUUCAAGAU
Colletotrichum phormii is the source of this 1535-nucleotide messenger RNA. RefSeq names its product P-loop containing nucleoside triphosphate hydrolase protein. The record is from RefSeq and is a predicted model, not a curated record. Gene Ontology annotation, molecular function: GTPase activity; GTP binding. The transcript is spliced from 2 exons. The coding region runs from base 249 to 1388 and encodes 379 amino acids. Gene Ontology annotation, biological process: mitochondrial translation. Gene Ontology annotation, cellular component: mitochondrion. NCBI's taxonomy places the organism in Eukaryota, Fungi, Ascomycota, Sordariomycetes, Glomerellales, Glomerellaceae.